Xyrichtys novacula (pearly razorfish) is the source of this 30786-nucleotide messenger RNA. Lineage: Eukaryota; Metazoa; Chordata; Actinopteri; Labriformes; Labridae. The record is from the annotation of a GenBank genome assembly.
GUUUGGGUUGCAUCGCACUCACCUGUGAUGACAGUGUCUCAGACUUCUUCUUCUCACAGCUAUACUGGCACAAGUUUGACCUUCACCUGUCUCUGUUGUCUCCAGUGUCUCUCGGUUUCUCCCCACACAUUGUCCCUCAGCAGCAACAUCAGGAAAACUGUUACUUUCAAGACUAGUUGCACAGUCAUUUUGGGAGUCUCUUUUAUCAAGUCAUACUUCCCUUGUUUUUCUGGGCAGUCAGUGGUAGAUGAUGCCACAUCAUAUUGCCCUCUUCUUGCACUGAAGUAGAUGUCACCAGGACCACAGUGUUCAGGUCCUCUUGACUAGGAUCAGAUUUUUCCUCCAGAUUUUUUCCUCCGCAUUCCUCCUGCUAAUUGAUAAAUCUUUUCAUCCUAGUUAGCUGCCUCAUAUAUUUAAUUCACUAAUUUUUCAGCUGCUCAAGUGAAAAGCUUAAUUGUUUAGCCGCAGUAAAGUAGCAAAGCAUCUUCCUAUAGGUUUUGCUGAUCUGAUUUUUACUUGAGAGAUUAACUUUCUUCCCCAAAAUGAUGUACCACAUGGACAUAUUACUUCAAAAUUAUAUACUUAUUUAUUUCUAGUUGACUUUUAGUUUAUGUCUUUUUGUAAAAAAAAAAAAAAAAGGAGAAUUUUCAACAAAAAAAUGUUGGACUACUGAAAAGUAUGAAUACUUGGUUGGGGCUCCCUUUGCAUGUGGGCAGGUACCAAAGUCUGUGGUGAGCAGAGGGAAACAUGAAGUGCUCUAAAACGUCUUGGUAGACUGCUGCGCUGACCUUGGACCAGAUAAAACACAGUGGACCAACACCAGCAGAUCACAGAGUUCCCCAAACCACCACUGACUGGGGAAACUACACUUCACCUCAAGCGACUUGGAUUCUGUGCCUCUUCUCUCCUCCUCCAGACUCUGGGACCCUGAUUUGCAAAAGAAAUGUCAAAUUUACUUUGAGCUGAAAAAAGAACUCUGAGCCACUGAGCAGCAGUCCAGUUCUUUUUGUCCUUAGCCCAGGAAAGACGCCUCAGAUGUUGUCUCUGGUUCAAGAGUGGCCCAUGUUCUGGAUCUGUCUGUGAAUGGUGGCUCCUGAAGCACUGACUCUAGCAGAAGUCCCAGCCUUCCCCAUAAUUGUGUGGCCUACUGAUCCAGACUGGUGGACCAUUAAAUAAUAAUUAUAUUAAUAAUAAUAAAUGUUAUUUAUAACACACUUUUACUCAAAGACGCUUUACAAAAAAAAAAAAAAAAUAGAAUACACAAAAUUUUAAGGAGUAAGACAAACAAUGUAAAAGGUAAAAAAAGACACAAUAUGAAAAGACAAUAAAAGAACAGCUGACAGGUUGAAAGCCAAUUGACAAAGGUGUGCUUUAGAAGUGAUUUGAAGGUAUAGGGGUCUGUACAGUCUCUCUCAGAUGGGUUUGGGGAGUGAAUUCCAGAGGCCAAGAACACCUUUGCAGGCGUUUUGAGUUAAUUAUCUGAUUAAAUUGUGACACCAUGAGUCUUCAAUAUUUAAUAUCUUCAUAAUAUACUAAUUUCUGAGGGACUGGAUUUCGGGUUUUUUUAUUGGCUGUAAGUUACAAUCAUCAAAAUGAAAAGAAAUUAACACUUAAAAUAUAUCGGUCUGGUGAUAAAUCCAUAUAAUACACUAGUUUCACGUUUUUAUCUGAAUGACAGAAAGAAAUAAACUUUUUGAUUAUAUUAUAAUUUAUGGAGAUGCACCUGUAUUUAAUGUCUUGAAGAGGUUAAGGAUCAAAAACAUGAAACCAGCUUUGAAAUUCUGCCGAAAAGAAUAGAAAUGAUUUAUAAAAAGCCUGAAAAUUUCACGUAUUUCAGGACCGUUAGAGUUUUGUGGUUGUUUUCCAUUUUUUUAAACGUAAUUAAUAAAACCACCCGACUCUGAUGAUACAAGGAGAAACUCCAAACCCUUUCUUUUUGAAAAUCUGCAUUUCAGCGCCACCUUGUGGAUAUUUGUUUUUGUGAAAGGACGUACAACAAGGCAUAGAUAUAUAUACAUACGCUAGAUGUCUUACGCACACUGUUGAUCAAUGGAGACCGACAUCCGCGCAUCCAAGUAUGUUAUAUUAGUAAUAUUUCUAUUAUAGGGAUAACUAUAAUAACAUACAGCAAUGACAUAUACAAAUAUUUAUUUUCAACAAUUUCUGCUUCGUGUUUCCAUUUUAGAUGUUUUUAACAAACCGAACAGCAGAAAUCAUGUGCAAAUUCAGUUCUGUUGAAUCGAAAGAGCAUUUCUGCCUCUUUAACUGAUGUAAAAUAAACUUUGUAAUAUGUACUUGGUCUCACUUACAGUGAAUCUGUUAGCCAAGUUAGACAGCUGAUAAAGACAAACACAUCCACAAAGACUGUCACUUAGACUAAAAUUAUUGACUGUCAUACAAAAAAUAAAUACAUAAAAUCUCGAUUGUGGUCUCAGCCUUGACAAAGCGACUUAAAGUUAGCCAUUGCGCGCAAAUAGCUGUGAAAUAACUGUGCUUCAUGAUUAAGUCUUUUUUUUUCUCAAAGUAAAUCUGCCAUUUAAUAUGUCCAAGCAUCCAGACUCACAGCCACAUUAUUGAAGUCUGUAAUAAACAAAACCGUUUACAAAUCUGUCAAGAUUUCAGAGAGUUAAGAAUAUUUUUGAUCAUGCAGACCACUCACCUCCCGUCAGCUACCAUAGAGCGUACCAGAAUCGUAUACUGGAGUAAGAUGGCCGCCGUGGAGGGACGCCGGAUAUCUAUGCAGCAAGAGGUCAUAGUUGAAUUAUGACGCAAGCACGUAAAUGGAGACGCAACAGUCGGAAAACGUAGUCAGAGCGGGCAUCUAGUAAACAAGUUUGUCUAUUUAAUUUCUCAUCGAUAUAUCGAUCCGUCCUUGAUGCGCGUUGGUACGCUAAUAGUCUCUCUUCAAUACGCGGUGAAUUCACGCAUAAAAAACGACCAAACUCACCGCUAAAGCUGACUGCUGCUGAGCUAGGUUAGCAUGAUAGCUAGCUGUCAGCAGCGUUAGGAUGGAUGCUGUGAGUGUGGUCGAAGAUGAAGUUUCUCUGGAGGGGCUGGACGGCAUCACUCUGCCCUGUCUGUGGAUCCGACUGGAGGACAGAGAGCCCAAGUUUCCUCUCAAACUCGACGACUGCACCAAAGAGCUCAUCUGGAAAUCUCUCAUCAGGAACACCGACCUGAAGUUUUACGAGCUUCCUCAGGAGAGAGACGACGUAGAGCUGAUCGACAGGUAAGGGGGAGCGUGCACAGGUGUGCGUGCUGUCAGAAAGCCUCAGGUCAACCACAGUCUGUGUUUUAAGACGAGAAAAUCAGAGCAGGUUUCAAGGAUACCGCAUUCACAGAUCCCAGAAGACUCUCACCGGGUGAUUUCCCCCUGAACAAACAUGUUUUCAGGUGAUUUUUAUGAUGUUGCGUUUGUCUGGGUCCCUGGGUAGCUUUAGCAUUGUCUUUGUACGGUGGCCGAGAACCGCCACUGCUGCAAAAAGAAAAAAAAAGAAGUCACAACAGAAGUUACUGAUGCAAAAAAAAAAAAAGAAACCGAAGCCCGCUGCAAAAAAAACAACAAAAAACAAAAACGGUGUGGAUAAAUAAAAAUAAAAAAACGCCACAUUGGAAGUUUACAACGCAAAAAAAAAAGUGUUGAUGGGGGAAAAAAAGAGUUACUUACAGUGAAAAUUAAAGGAUGCAAAUAAAAAAAGCUACAACAGAAGUGAACUGCGGGGGACCAAUAAUGAUGGUGCACCGGUGUUUUACGAUCUAGGCACAGGAGACGACGACGAAAAGACGAACAAAGAAGUAAGUGGAAAGGUUAUUGAUGUGUCAUGUGGUUGGGCCAUGUAACGCCUGAGUCAAUAUGAAGUUAAUCUGAAGCUAACACUACACCAGCAUCCUCCAGUUUAACUUCAGAUGGACUUAAAAUGACACAUUAAAAAGUUUACGAAGCGAAAUUAAACAAUAACCUUUCCACUUACUUCUUUGUUCGUCUUAUUUUCGCAUUUAAGUAAUUUUUUUUUACCGCUGUGACAGUUUGCAAAGGGUAUGAAUAAUUUUGGACAUGCCACUUUUAGUUCAAAUGUCAAUAAAAGCUUUGAAGUAUUUCUUUCCACGAUGAUGCCUCUUGUGCAUCAUCUUAUUAUCUUAUGGGAGAUGUCUGUGUCAUUUACAAUUAAUAAAAAACUUGCUGGUUGAAUAAAAGUAACUUUAAGUCAAAAUUUGCCAGAGGUAUGAACAAUUUUGGACUUGACUGUGUGUGUGUGUGUAUAUAUAUAUGUAUAUAUAUAUAUAUAUAUGUGUGUAUAUAUAUAUAUAUAUAUAUAUAUAUGUGUGUGUGUGUGUGUGUAUGUAUAUAUAUAUAUAUAUAUAUAUAUAUACAUGUGUGAGUUAAUUGUUCAUGAAUGCCUAACUUUAGUUAUUUUGAUGCAUUUUUAUAUGGUUCCCUCAUGGUCCUUUUUUCCUUCCUUUGGACAUUACACAGUUAAAAAUAAAAGAAAACUACUUUAAUUUGUCAUGUAUUGUCCUAUUUUGAUAUAUUUUCAUGUACUUUUUCUUGGGUGUAUUAUUUCAGGUAAAAAUCACCACUAUCAUAGUGAUAGUGAUAGUGAUGGUGUUACUAAUUUUCACAGUCGUGGUCUCGGGUUAAGAAGAGGCUCAAGACUCACCUUUUAAACCAGGCUUUUCACUGACUGCCUUUUCAUAUUUCUCUUAUUCUAAAUGUUCAUUUUAAUCGAAGCUCAUAAUGUUUCUUAUAUGUAAUCUUAUUCAUUAUCUCUGUUCUUAGUUUGGUUUUUACUUCUUUUACCCUUUUAUAUGGUAAAGAGCUCUUACUUAUCUGUUCAUUUAAUAUUAUUUUCUUGUUUUAGUCCAUCAGGUUUUUAGCUUCUGUGAGACACUUACUUCAGAGUCUUUCACCACAGAGGCGUCCAGAGUUUGGUUUUGUAUCCUCAACCAGUGUUACAAUUUAAGUGAGAAGAGCUACUUAAUCAGCACUCUUGUUUCGGGAUUAUCCGCCCGUUAAACAUGCCUCUGUGGUUGCACUUGAAUGCUCUGACUCUGUUUUCAUGUUCGUCUGUGUUUACAGAUUUAAAGACACCGACCCAGAAACAGGCACCGAGAUAACACAGAAUUUCUCUGACUUGAGGAAAGACGUCUACCCGGUCCACAUCAUCCUAGAAAACAAAGAUGGGAUUCAGGGAUCAUGUGCAACCUUCAAUGAGAGGACGGAUAUCACAAAGCUUAUCCGCUCCAAAUCCCUCACCCCGAUCCUCACCCUACAGCAGGCUUUUGAGAGGUUUGUAGAAUGAGUUUGAUCUGUGAAGAUGCUCCCAGUCACCCUCGUCCUCUCAAAAUGUAAUUUAACAGGCAGCUGGACUCGGUUGUCUACAGAUUUUGAAAAAAAAAACCAUGAUGAGAGCAUCCACAUGAAAAUAUAAACAAUUAGUUGGUAAAUUACACUUUCAAAGAGCUCAAAGUAGGGUUUUAAACCUCUUUAAAUAAAGUGGAAUUGUUCAGUUUUCUUGUGUUAGAGUUUAACUCCUUCCCCUUUAACCCGCACCCUUACAGAUAUGGCCGAAAGCUCGUUAUCGUUGCAUCUCAGAUGCUACGAUUCAGGUCCCUGAUUGGUGCGGAGAGCGACCCUGAUCUCAAAUUCACAGAUGACUCUUACUGCGUGUUGGAACGUAUCGGCCGUGCUCGAUGGCAGGGAGAGAUGCAGCGUGAUCUGCACAGAUGCUCCUUCAAGUAGGAAACACCAAAUACAGACUCAGUAAGCACGGUGUCACCGCUGCUCUGUGUUCAAUCAAAACCCGUCUUCUGCUUCAACAGGAUCGACGCUCGAAAAGCACACUACUUGAGGAAGUCUCUGGUCAGAAGUGGACUCAUCACAGUGCAGGCUUAUGUCACACGUGCACGGGCAGGACAGCAGCAGCACUCGGUCCUGCUGCUGCUCAAACGCUUUCAUGUAAACAGGUCUGUUCACGAGGGGUGAUGGCAAAAAAUGCCACCUUUUUCAUCAGAGCAGGGUUCCUACAGUCUAAUCGAACGACCUUGAACCUCCUGUGUGUUUUUACAGGAGGGGUAAAUACGACCUUCUGAUGGAGUAUGUGUCAGACCUCCUCCAGCAGAUGCCCGGUCAGUUCACCACCCUGGUAUCACUCCGACAACAGCUCGUAAGUCCCUCUCUGCAGCUUUAGCAGGUCUCUUUCCUCAUUCAUUUGUGUUUCUGAUUGUGUUUUUCCUUCUGUACUCUUCACAGGAUGUCAGUGACAGCACAUUUAAGCGCACCUUUCAGUACAUGCGAACCGCCAAGAUGGCUGAAUAUUGCAUGUAUCCUCUGGAGGACUUGGACCCUGGCGCCGGGCCCUGCGUCAACAAAAAAGGUAGAAUUAAGAAAUUAGGAAAUGAAGUCUACCUGCUCAGCAACAAUAACCUUAAAGGGAUAUUCCAACGUAAAAUUAAUUUAGGGUCAAACACUGAGUUAGACACCCCAUCCAGAGAUGAAUGUUGCUGAUUGCUCUCUUCUCUAGUUAUACCAACUUUAGUAACGACCGCAGGAUAGAAAUACACAGCGGUCUGAGGAGCCAUAAACAAACCUCAACCAAAACGCCACUCUAUAGCCACAAAUAAUGCUCAGAACAGCACCUAACUUCAUCAACAGGACAUAUAGGGUUACAGCCAUAGUACUAGACACCAAACAUCUUUUUAACUUUGACUAAUUUCUUUAACAAAGAGACUAAACACAACUCACCUACUCUCUUCCAGCAGACGCUUGUCGGGCCAGUCCAUUACGGACUUCAGCGGGGUGACACAGCUCAAGGAAGAACAUUUAUGUUCAUUUCUUCAUGGAAAUACAAUCAGACUGAGACGCUAAAGCAGAAGAACUACCACGUCUGCAGAGCAAAAUGAUUAAUAUGAUGAUUAUUACUUCAAGGAAAUGAUAAAGAAAUGAUCAUAAAUGUUCUUCCUUGAGCUGUGGCACCCCGCUGUAGUCCAUGAUGGACUGGCCUGAGGUCUCUCUACAAACAAGCGGCUGCUGGAAGAGAGUAGAUUAGUUGUUUUUAGUCUCUUUGCUAAAGAAAUUAGGGGGUCUAACUCAGUGUUCUGGUGUGUUUGACUCUAAAUUACCGGAAUAUCCCUUUAAACAGAGUCUGUCAUUUUAGAUACACAGCAUUAUUAUGAUAAUUAGUGUCUGAAUAUUAAUAUCAUGAGUUGAUAUGGUCACCAAAGCUGUAGGUAUACACUCCUUUUUUCAGUCACUUUUGAAUUCUUCUUAUUCAUUUUCGUCCAUCAUCCUGAAAAUAUUCAUUUCACCGUCAAACUUCAAGUUUUUCUAUAUUUCUCGUCUGAAAACUGAAUCUCUGGACAGCUUUGUGUUUUUUGCCUCAUGCCUGACGCUGAAUUGUUUCGAUCCGCAGGGAAGAAAGUGCAGGUCCGCUGUGUGAAACUGUUAAAGCCGUACUCCAAAAAGAACGUCACUGAUGACGAAGACGAUGAGGACGAUGAUGAAGACGAUGACUCUGGAGCUCGGAGGAAAGGGAUUCCUGCAGAGGGACGAAUCAUGGAGAGAGAUAUGCUGUCGCAGGCUUAUGAGUUAGGUGGGUUUGAAUCCACACAGAGAAGGUCGUUCCAGACAGGAAGUCAAGCAUGAAAACCGCGCAUGUCAUCCUGUUUUUCAAAAUAAAACACCAUAUGUGAACUCCCGACCGUGUAUCGGUUCGAGUAGAUGAGAAAUACUUUCUGGUUCUGUAUUUAUCAGUAACACAGAACAAUCCGAUGGUCGAUCCCUGAUCUAUGUGGACCCCAACAGGACUUUGACCUGCUAACUCUGUCUGAAGGUAACAGCAUAAAGGAACAGAAUUUACUUUAUUAAACACGAGUAAACCUGCAAAAACACAAACUGGAAAAUCACUUCAAGCUUUUUCACAGACAGUAGAGGUUCAACAGUCACUGAAUUAUAUCCAAAUUAUCAGGAAAUCGACCACAGAAAGGAAAAACAACCUGUUGUGAGGAUGUUGUUUCCUCUAUACUGAGCCCAGCUGACUAAAAAACUCAAUUUUAUACCACUGGAUGAAAAAGAAGGCAGAAGAGUCAUCUGACGUGUCAUGAAAGAUAAACUUGUGGUUAUUUCUUCAGACUGAGAGUCCAUCAGCACAACCCCGGAUCCGAGACAUGUAAAGCUCCUUCAGUCAGCUCCCCUCCAGGAUUUGUAGCAUUGACUCUCUCUUGUUUGUUUUGUAGUUUUAUCUUCUGGUACGAAGGGAAUCCCAAAGAGCACCAUCGCGUUUAGGAUGAACAUCGGGAAGCUGGAAUCUCGAAUGAUCUGUCGAGGGUUGGAGCGAUCCGGUUUGGUCAAGGUGAGGUGGAGACUCUCCAAACUCUAAAAUAUGAAGGCAUCUGCGUUUAGCGUAUCCAUGAGUGCAGCCUUACAUAUCUAUGAUGUAACCUUGUAAUGCAGUUUCCUGAUCACUAACUUUAUUGAUCAUGUCUGUCACCUGGCAGGGAUUCAUGGUAGACGAGGGUCGGCAGAGGACAACCAAAUUCAUCAGCCAUAAGUGUGUAUCCACCAACAAGAGUUCAAGAUUGAUCUCAUGAAUACUUUAGUGAUCCAAGUGUUAUCCUGCCACCUCUCUCCCUCACAGGGCUGUGGGAGUGAGCGAUCAACUCCAGCGCUUUGCCAAAGAGCAGGAACGGAACAAGCUGCUCUCCUCUGACGGUACACCCCAGAUUUCAGACGAUGCACCGGCCGUCCCUGCAGCUGCAUCCACCUCAGGGUCCAGAGCAGAAGAAAACAACACAACUCCUGCAAAACAGAGGACUCAGAAAGCAGGUGGAGGAGGAAACAGAUGUGCAGAGGAUGAUGGAGGGAGAAGAAAAGCAAGAGGGAAGUCUGGAGGGAGAGAGAGAGGGAGGGCAGGAGGGAAGUCUAGAGGGAGAGGAAGAGGAAGAGCAGGAGGGAAGACCAACAGGGUUAAACCUAAAGAGACACAGCCUGAGAGCCUGGUCAUGGAUCCUACAACAGCUGGCUGUGAGUUAAACUUACUGAACUUGUGCUUAUUUAACACGGCUUAUAUGAGCUUUACCCUUUCAACGUUCCUCCUCCUGUUUUAGGUGAAACCCCGAAAUCCUUGGAACCCACAACACCGGACUCAGCAUCCACCUCCAAAGCAGGUAAAUGGAGUCAAAGAGUUCUCAUAGAUCCUCUUUAUCUCUGUAGAAGUCGAAGUUUUUCCUCCUGACUCCCAAAUAUGAACAUGUAUUAAACCCACAAUCAAGGUUUUUUGGCCUCAAACAGCAAAUACAGCUCAGAAGAAAUCAGACAACAUUCAUUCAUGAUGUUUCAGCGCCUUAAAUUUGAAUAAAUAUCUGGUCCAGUGAACCCGCCAGUACCAGAGUCACCUCUUUCACCAUCUGUCUGUUUUAUUUGAAGGCUUGGUGCUGAAUGAUCCGGGUAUUUCUGUCAUCUAUGCUCAGUAUUGAAGUAAUAUCGAGUUGUGAGUGUCGUUUGUAUUCUGGUGUUGUAGAACCAGGUCCAGCUGAAGGCGGGGAGGAGGAAGAAGCCGGCUCCAGUCCCACCAGCUCUCUCCCUCAGACUGAGGCGUCGACGACAACCCAAACACCAGCAGAAAACGAAGUGGAGGUUAUUAAAGUUCUGAAGGUCUGUUUGACGGUCGGUUUUCUUUAUUUCCGUCUAAAUUCAGGAAGCGAAACUUAAAGCGUAAUCCUCUCUUCUUAGACCCCAAGUCUAGGCAUGUCAUCCAGAGCAGUCGCAGUCGGCGGUCGUCAGACGUACCGUCUCCUGAGGAGGAAAAACCUGAUCGCUGAAGCUGUCCGUAACUUCAAAGUCAUCGAGGGAACUUUCCCGUGAGUUUGUCCUCCAAUCUUCAGAGUCGAUUUCAAUGCAAAGUAAAAAAGAGAAAAGAACGUGAUGUCUUUUCCUCAGACUCCAGAAGAUGAUCAACGAGGAGGAGAAGCAGGACUGCAGCACCAAGUGUUGCAAGAAGACGAUUUUACGUCUGACCCAAAGUCUGUCCAGAGAAGGCGUGAUCAAGAUUUAUCGGACCACCGUUGUGCAGGAGGACAUCACCAAGAAUGUAAACACACGAAUCAAACCUGCUUUAGAGACCAGAUAUAAAUCCUCAAAAGAGAAUUUAAAAUCAAUCUCCUGCUUCCAAAUCAGAAAAAUAGGAAAUGUCACUAAAUGCUGUGAAGAGAUUUAUCAAUUAUUGAUAGUUGAUAGUUUUUUGGGUUUUUUUACACGCAGGUUGAGAUGUAUGUUCAUCCGUCCAUUCAGCCUGAUGAUGAGAUCAUCAAACAGCUGAUUGAGCAGAUUCGCUUCAGGAUCUCCAGCUCCUACUCGGCGUUACGGUAAGAAGAAGACAAACCCGCCUGAAAGAAAGUCAGGGAUGUGACGGUAGGGCUGCACGAUCAAUCGAUUUUAAAUCCUAAUCAGAUUAUUUGUUUAUGACGAUGUUAAAAAAAUUAAAAUCAUCAAAUUGAUUUUCCUCUCUAUCAUGUCUCGCACCUCCAGGCCACCGUAGGCUCCCCAGUUCCCGCACACACCAGUGUAAACAAACAUGGCGUUUGCAGAAGAAGGUGAUAAUUUCGUGGUUAAAUAGGACAAGAGCGAGUCAGUCGUGUUGAAUUGGUACGACUUCACAGUUUCAGAUGAAGAGUAAACCACUCCCCGCUGUAAAGUCUGUCUGAAGGCGGUAUCAACCCGUCACCACGGAAACUAAUUCAGGAGGAAACACUUAAGUUUUUUUGUCGUAUCAGCGUUUCAGGUGACUGUAAACGGCGUUUCAGGUGACUGUAAACGGUCGAGAGUGAAUAAAUCUUUAAAUGACGACCAUUUCAUCUCCGUGUGGAUGUCUAUCUGCAUCUCUGGAAACGAUCAUGUGACACACGGUGUAACUCUUUUAUGGCGCCAAAACAACCUUUAUACACAUGCGCUGUACUCUUCUUCUGUCUUUUGAGCAUUUCCUGUGAAGCGUUACAGCGCCACUUACCGGCUUGGCAUAUGCACUACAUCGUUUUCAGUGGUUUCGUUUUAAGAGAUGAUAGAAAAACUUUUUAUUAAAGUGAAGUUUGGUGAUGUUGUCAUCGAAAUUGAAAAUCAAGUUUUUAGAGAAAAAGAUGCGAAUUUGAUUUUUGGCCAAAUUCGUGCAGCCCUACUGUGACUAAGAUUUUGAUCUCAGUUAUAUAAGGAUUGUUAUUUCUGGUGCGUAUAUUCAUGAGUUAUCAGUCUUCUCCUUCUGUCCCUCAGUUUGCAAGCUGAAGAAAAAGCCAAACAGCAGGAGAAAGAAAAAAGGAGAACGUUUGAGAAGGCCUUCAAACCCACUACAGGUUCUGUCUCACUCUGUUUAAGGAGCAGCAAUGACCCUGCUGCAGUUUCUCUCUCUUUGUUUCGCUUCUUUUUUUUUUCUAACAUCUGAUUCUGUCUCUUAUCUCGUAGUUCGAGGAUUGGGGAGGAGUUUGGGCUUCCAACCCAAGAUGCACCGCCUGCGUGUUAUUCACAGCUUCCUCUGGUACCUGCUGUACGGGCACCCGCUCAGACAAGACGCCCCCAGCUCCACGUCAAACGCGCCAGAAAACUCGGCCGCCACGCAAACUGGAGAUUCUUCGCCGUCUAAGUUGGAUGUGAUAUCGUCAGGGGAUGAAGACGAAGGGAGGGACAAAUCACCGCCUAGUCCCUCUCAGAAAACCACGACAGGUGGGGGAGCCUCCAGUGAACAAACAGUAUUAAUCCUGUAUUGUCUUUGGGGGUUGCUAGUGAACGCAAAUUUGGACAUAGUUAUUUUUUAAUCCUUUUGUGUGUCUGCUAGUGUACGCCGACGAAGAGUCAUGGAGGAGGUUUAUGCCUCCUGUCAGCGUGCGUAAGGAGUACGGUAGCGGUUGGGCCAUGGUCAGCGACCUGCUCCUCUGCCUCCCUCUCUCUGUCUUCAUUCAGAUCAUCCAGGUCAAUUAUAAGGUGAGCGCAUGUUCAGUUACUGUCGCUCUCUAAACAACCUGAGGAGAAAGGUUCGAGUGUGUUUGAGAUCAGAGAGAGAGGGCGGGUGAAAUCGUAACGCCCAACCUUUCCUAAAGUAACCUCUCCAGGGUGACGGCAGGUCCUUAAAACUUAUCAGUUUCUUUUGACCUUUAAAGACCUGUCCUGCUCCCUUGAAGACUGUCGGGCGUUUGCAGCUUUUUCACAUCUGUUCAUUUCUGGCCUCAGGUGGACGGACUGGAGGAUUAUCUCAACGACCCGGAGAAGCAGCACUUCCUGAUCCGGAUGCUUCCAGCCAGGAUGAAAAGACAGCUUCUUUACAGACGGUGAUUUUCUGUCUCCUGAUCUCUCUGUCGUUAGUAGAUCCUCAUCAACCUUCUAAACGGGCUGUUUGUCAUCUCAGGAAAUACAUCUUCUUAUUCCACGAGAGCCUGCAGAGGCUGGUCUACAUGGGUCUGGUGCAGUUUGCCCCAAUAGAGAAGUUCAAGGAGAAGGAUCAGGUACGUUCGACCACCACAUGAGCUUCAAACCGGUCUCAAAGUUUGAUCUGUUUGAACCUGAUUGGUCCACGUGUGCUUCGUCCAGGCGUUUCUGUACCUGAAGCGCAACGCCACCAUCGUCGACACCACCAGCUCGGAGCCUCACUACUGGCUGGUCACCGAGUCUCCUGACAAACCGUUCGAGAGGCGCCGCUACACCUUCAACACGGCUGAAGAUGUGGAGAGUUACUGGUUUGACCUGAUGUGCGUCUGCUUGAACACACCCUUAGGUACACAAACACACACGUGACCGACUACACAACCAUCUCAACAACGUGAAAAGUCUGAUUUUGACAUUUUCUUGUACGUGUUUUCUUGAAGGGGUGAUCCGGAGUAAGAGAAACUCCGGAGUAGAUGAAACCGCUCCUUCCUUCGUGCACGAUCGCUACGUGUUUGCAGGGCUGGCGUACCUUCUGAAGUAAGCUAACCUUCAUUUCUCGGUGGAGUUCACGUUAGAAAACUAUCCAGUUGUGUUCAAAAUAAUAACAGUCCCACAUCACAAGCAACAUAAAUCACUGUUUUUGUUAGAAUUCCAACUUCUACACCGCAAGUAAGUUUCUAGAAGGUUUAGUAAAGGUGAAGAAAACCAACAGACCCAACAGGCAUGACGUUCAUGCUGCUGAUUAUGAGAAACUGAAUCUUUUACUGACGGGGGCGUGUUCAAAAAUAUAUCAGUGCCGAGUUCAAUUAGUACAGUUAUUGAUUAUGUGAAAAAAAUAGGUGUUAAACAAGUGGCCCUUAUUUGCUGGCUGUGUAUUUGUCCACUGUUCAGAAGAAGAGCGUUCUUUAAUCAAGGAAUUAAUAAUAGAGGGGAAAACCUAAAAAGAAGUGCAGAAAAUGACAGGCUAAAAUGUUAUUAAACGCUUUAAAAUGGCAGCCAAACCCGAAAGGUGCAGAAGAAAAAGAAAAACGACUUUUUGAAUGGAUCAGAGGAUAACAAAAAUGGCAAAGGCUCAGCCAGGAUCAGAGAAGAUCUAAGAUUUAAGCCUGUGAGUACGUUAACAAUCAGACCAUGUCUAUGUGAAGCCCCUCUGAUAUCUAUUGCGAUAUUAAAAAAUAGAGGAAUUUUCAGCAGAUGACCUGAAUAUGACUUUCUGCUGAAAUCUUGAGGACAGUUAACCUGCUCUGAUCUUUCCUCUUUUAGUGAAUGUUAGUAGAAUGGCUUCUGUCUGUCUCAGAGAUCUUUUUAGCUUUUAUUGUUCUGGGACGUUAUUGGGGAAACAGAUGAACACAGAACAUGUGUUUUUUUUGAUUGACGUCGUCCUUCUUGUAACCUGAAAUAAUUCCAAAUAACUGACUUUUCUUUUCUUUUUGGCAACAAGUCUUUAUUUUCGGUGGUUUUCUCUUCUUCGUUGCUUAUUUUGCAAUCAUUGUUGUUGUGCCGAAAAAUGCACAUCAUCGUCCAAGAAUUGCAUCCACCUCGCAGAAACGCGCUCCGCUUAUAGUAGAGUGGUCCACGGUAAUGUACAAUUUAAAACCCAUACAGUUCUUAUAAACAGUGAUGAGGAAUGUCCCCAAAGCAAUUCUUAGUAGACACGCGUUUCUCGGCACAACACCAGCGGCGCCAGGGACUCACUCCAUGUGCAGGGGCGUGGUUUCCUCCUCUCUGAUUUUGAUUGACAGCUGGCAGGGUAGUCUGACUGGCAACUGAGUAAAGAACGAAUGUGAUUGGUGGAUCGCUGCACAGCACAUGCAGAGUAUCAGAGUGUCAGCUACCCUUGAAAUUAGGUAAAUUCAUUCACCUCCAACAUCGCAGGCUCUGACGUGACUAUAGCGCACACGUACAUCACGAUGACGAUGCUCAAACGAUAUCUUGUGCAGCCCUACUGCAAACACUGAAUUCAAGCCACAGUACACAGUGAAGACGGUGAAGCACGGUGGUAAAAGCAUCAUGAUAUGGGGAUGUUUCUCCUACUAUGGUGUUGGUCCUAUUUAUCACAUACCAGGGAUCAUGGAUCAGUUUGAGUACAUCAGAAUACUGGGAGAAGUCAUGUUGCCGUAUGCUGAAGAGAAAAUACCUUUGAAAUGGGUGUUUCAACGAGACAAUGACCCCAAACACACCAGCAAGUGAGCAAAAUCAGGGUUCCAGACAAACAGAAUCCAGGUAGAGGAGUGGCCGGCACAAUCCACGGACCUUAAUCGCAGAGAAAACUUGUGGGCUGACAUAAAAAAUGUCGUCAUGAUGCAAACCGAGAAAUGCAGAGGAAUUGUGAGACGUAGUACAACUGUCCUGGGCUGCAAUACCUGUUGACCGGUGCCAGAAGUUGGUCGACUCCAUGUACCACAGAUGUGAAGCAGUUUAUCAGAAACCUAAAUAUUAGUUUAUGAUUCUCAGGGAAGUUGAAUCUUCAAGCAUUUCUUCAUUUAAACAGUAAAUUUUUGAGUUUGUAAAGAAAGAUGUCAACACUGCUAUUUUUUUGAACAUUAUAUUUCUUGAUUUUCUGUAAAAUAUCAUCAAAUUCAACGACUUUUUCCAAUUUUCUUGCUUUGAAAUAGAAUGUGCAGUCUCCCCAAUGCAUUUGUGUUCAUUAAAAUACAAUUUAUUUAAAGACUUUUGAGGCUUACUCACCUUUUUAAACACACUGCUAUUAAUAUGAACAUAACUGUAUGUUGAUGUUGUUCGUCUGAUCACACACACACACACACAGGGGCAGCAGGGAAGUGUGUGACGACGGGUCCGUACCAGGUGACGGUAAAGGAGCAGGAGGUCUGGACUCGGAGUUCUUCAGUCACCUUAAGAGGAACUGGUUGUGGACCAGUCACCUCCUCGCUGUUAAAACUGUAUGUACACCAAAAGCACGCAGAGGAGGGGCGGGUUUGGACCUGGUUCAGGUUUCUUCAUCACCUCAUGGCGCUCUCUACUGUUGUGUCUAGACGCCGAGUGGCACAGAGGCGGAGACGGCCAAAACCAGACUGAAGAGCUUGUUAAGUAGGAACGCUCUCAGGAUCGCGCUGACGGCCGGUGAGUCCAAGAAUCUAAACUUUGAGAGUUCAUGUUUUCUGUGAUCUGAGUUUUUAAACAUCUGUACGUAACAGGAGGAUCCACUUCACCUCGCUGUGUGACCAACAAGCGCUCAGUGUCGUUGGAAAUGGUCGAGGUGAGAACUUCUUAUCUUUAAAUUUGCACUGAUUCUAUGACUGCAGAGAAAUUUAAACACUGGUGUCUGCCCUCCUGGUUUGUUUUAGAGCGCCCUGUGUUGUUGUGUGUUUGUAACCAGGUGGGGAUCGAACCUGCGGCGAGAAACAAGCAGGUGAUUGGAGGGAAGGGUCAGAAGAGGAAGAGGAGCAAAAAGGAAACAUUCAAACCCCCGGCCAAGAAGAAGAAAGGUGCAAAAACAGAGGGGAAAAAAAACCACACAGUAUUAAAUCAGAUUGACCGUAUAUUGUGUGUAACUGUCUUUGUGUGUUUUAUUUCAAGAGCCAAAGAAACGCACACCUGCUCACGACGAGGCGGACCACCGCGCUCUGAGGAUGAUGACCAGACAGAGGGUCCUGUGGACGGUACAGGAAGACUCACUGAUGAUGCUCUGCAGCGUGGCGUCACACUUGCUCAACAGCAAGGUACACACACACACACACACACACACACACACACACACACACACACACACACACACACACACACACACACACACACACACACACAGUUAAUUCUUUACUCAUUCAGUGCCAGGUUCAUUGAUGCAGUUUUCACCCAGUGCCACCACUGACCGCCAUAGAAGUCUUCGUAUCUUUGAGGACCCACAGAAUAUCUUGUGUUCGGACUAGAAUUAAGUUCAAUAUCUCAAAAGAAAGGAGUGAUUCUCUUCUUUCAUCAGAAAAAUAAAGUGAGUCUCUAACCCGCUCCUGUGUUUAGUUAUUACCUGCUCAGUGCAGCGUGGUCAUAUCAUCUUUGCUGAUCUGGAAAAACUCAUUUUUUACGAAGGAGAGACUUCAGAGCAGAACUCUGAUCGUCUGUUUCAUUUCACUUCAAAUUACUUUACCGGUGGCAUCAAAGUCCUCCCUCCUCGGACUCCACUCCUAGUCACUCACGAGGUCGGAUUGUGAAAGGUCACUUUGUGGUGGCUGGGAGUCGUAUUGGCUCUAGAGAACCUGACGCUGCGACGUAAACCACACAGACUGCUCACAUCCUCCUCACUGGGACUGUCGCUGAAUUCCGGCGUACUCUUACUCACCAGUACCGGCACAACGACACGCUGGAAAAUUGUUUCUUUGAUUGUCUGCUGACGAUGUGAAGGUCCGGUACCGGGAUCUCCACUGGAUCCAGAGACGGUAGCACCGCGCCCACGGGAGCCGAUGUGCCGAGAGCGUUAAGUCUUGGCUAAUGACUUCGGCAUUUUCCUAGAGAAAAAACACUCCACAACUCGGCUAAUUGGCACACUUCUCACUGACGAGUACUUCUUUUUGUUAUUGUAACAUUGUUAUAACGUAUUUGUCGGCUUUUCUGCGUUCAGAAAGACCCCAAACUUAGUCGCAUGUUGCGGAGGAGCGCCCUCUGGUGGAAAACAAAAAAACUGAAAAAUCCGUCAAAUCCGUCAACGGCACUGAAUGAGUUAAGACCUUCCACAGACAAUAUUGGACUUCAAUUAUUUUUUUAAGGGGAAUUAAAAUACGCUCAACCUUCUUUGUAUCUGUUUGGUUUUAUCACGUGGUCUCCUGUUGUCAUGGUGUCGUAGCUGAAAAGGCCGUUCAUACCCCACUGCGUGGUCAGAGACCUGCUCCACUCCGAGUUUGAGAUUUCAGCAGAUAAAACGUCCGUCGCUGUCGGACGUCGCUCACGAUACAUCCUGAAAAAUCCACAGACACUCCUGAACUACAGGUAAGUAAACACGCCACAUAGAUGUAAUGCUGCACUUAAGGGCCCGUGUCCACUGACAGCAUCCAGACCUCAACCUUAGAAAGCUUCUUCUGACAGUGACUAUUAAGUGGUUUUUGAUGCUGUGCAGGCUUCACAUUUUCUUGAUAUAAAACUUGAUCUGAGCUGCUCUGUGUUGGGAGAAAACUCCGUUAGUGGACACAGGCCCUAAUAUUGAUCGUGUGUGUUGCAGGAUCUGUAUGGCUGAGGUGUUUGAGGACAAACCUCUGAUGAAGCUGCUGGAGGGGAAGAAACCAACUGAUCCAGAAAACCCAGAGGUGUUUUUUUCUUCUUAUUUAUUCCCUUUUAGAAAAUCUCUUUUUGAUUGUUGUGACCGUCUGAUUUGACUGUUUUAUGGGUUUUAUCGUUAAAGGAUUGCGCAGGGGUGUUUUCAGAGUAUGUGAAGCUGCUGCGAGAGAAGUUCAGCUCUGCUUUAAGCUCCGAUCAGCAUGAAAUAGUCAUACCCGACACCAAACAGGAGCUCUUUUCCCGGUAAGAGGAGGAGGAGGAGGAGGUCAGUCUUCCCGAUGAUUGGUGGUGACGUCUGAAUGAAGUCUAAGAUGUGUUUCUGUUUCAGGUUCAGAGUCUCAGCCAUAGAGAACAGGAAACAGGUGCCCUGUAAGGAUACUCUCACCUGGUGAGGACUCGAAAGGAUUUCUUAAAGACUGAUUUUCAUGUUUUGAUGGAGGUUGAUUAUUUUUCUUUGCUGGUCCGUUACAGCACUGACGACAUUCAUGCCAUUGUGUUACACAAUUUGAUCCAGAGCACUCUGGCCAUGACCAACUUUCAGAUGAAGUCCUCCAGGUCCUUUCAGGUACCGCCAUGUUGUUGUUGUUGUUAUUUUAAGAGCACCAUCUCAUUUAAACAUUUGUUCUUAAUCACCGUAAUUUAUGUCAUUAGAUAAUUGAUUUUCUGACGCGUGUCUUUGUUUCAUCUCGCAUUGACUACUGUAAUGCUCUUUUUAUGUGUUUUAACGAAAAGGCUGUAAAUUGCCUUCAAACUUUUCUAAAUGCAGCUGCAAAGAUUGUAACUAGAUAGAAGAAAAGGGACCGUAUCACCCCAGUUUUAUAUUCCCUACGCUGGUUACCAGUUAAUUUUAGGAUUUUAGUUCUUGCUUUUAGAGCCGUACAUCACUGAGCUACUGAGACCCUAUUGCCCCUCACGUUCAUAAUGUCAUCAGACCACGAACUCUUGAUGGUCCCUCGCACCUGUUUUAAAGCAGGAGGUGACUUCUCUUUCCAGGCCACUGCCCCUCGCCUCUGGAAGGUAUUACCAUUGACCUUACGUAGCAUAGAGUCCGCUGAAAGUUUUAAAAAAGAACUUCAAACCUUUUUUUAGGCCGGCCUCUUCCAUUAUAUUCAUUGUGUUUCUCUGUAUUCUUUUGCAUUUUAUCCUUGUUGUAAAGCACUUUGUGAUUUUACCGAUUAAAAAAUGCUAAAUAAAUUAAAUUCACUUACUUACUUACAAACCUUUUACCGUCGAUCUGUGUUUUCUUCUCCAAGACUUUCCACAUGUACAGCAAGUACAACCAGGAGCUCCUCUGCCAAGUCUUCAUUCAGUGCAGGAAGAAAGGUCUGGUCAACCGCCGCCGUAUCAACCAGUCGUUUGGACCCAAGAAGAACCGAGCUCUGCCUAUCCUGCCCAUGUCCUACCAGCUGUCCCAGUCCUACUACAGGUACUCCAGUUUAACUGCAGCCAGUGAAGUUAUGGCCAAGUUAAAAAUCCCCAUUCAAGUGACUGGGAUUGUCCGGGGCUGCUGCUCUCUAUAAAGGUGAAUAAGGUGAUGGUUCUGAUAGGAAGGUAAUAGAGACUUGAAACCAAGCUCUAUUCCCACUAAGUCAGGUACGGGCUUUCCACCCCCUUCAGUUCCAGAGAUACGCCCCUUUUGGAGUCCAGAGUGGGCGUAUCUCGGUAACGGAAGGUCGUAGAGACACAUGGUUGGUGUCGACGUGUCGGGUGUGGUGAAAUUCUGGCAGAUGGGGGAUCAUUACGGCUAAAACCCACAGGAUCCGGAACGGCUGCGCCCCGGCACGACAGGUGGAUCAAAUGCCCAAGCAUUAUAAUUAAUGUGUGUCAUUCUACAGAAUCUGUCCGCCGUCCGGCUCCGCUGCGGAUCGGCUCCGGCGGCCAGAUCAGAUAUGCAAGGGUUCUAUUUUUCGUGGGGAUGUGGGUGUUUAUAUACACCACCGUUUAUAUACACCCAUGUUUAUAUACACCGAUCUACGGAUCUCAUUCAGUGUCUCACGGGGAAACACACAAGAUCUCGUGGGAUUUCGUCCAGUCUCACAAGGAAUAUCAGUAAUCUCGCGAGCGCUUCUCCUCCGAUGGCGGCAACGGAUCAGAUCCGGUGGUGAAAUUUUUUUGUUCUAGAAUGGUAGGGAAAGGUCCCGCCCUCCUUCGCCUCUGAUUGGCUAGAAGUGCUGGGCUCCGAUUGGUUAUUCCUAAUGGCUGUGAAAAUUCAUCAACUGCCGGGAUAGCGUUAGGAGAUUCAGAAGUGCGAUAAUGUUCUGGAAUGUUCUGUUCGAUGUACAGAGCCGACAGCCCGCGUUUGGCUUGAGUGUGUGAUGACGUUUCCAGCUUUUCUAACCAAUCAGAGGUGAAGGAGGCGGGACUUUCUCCUACCAUCCUACAAAAGAAUAUCAUGAUCCGGUAGGCGCUGUAUGCUUGCGUUUUUGAGCCGCCUGCCAUUCUGGAGCAGAGCAGAACAGUUCCGGAUCCAGUGGGAUCCCCGUGUUUGCGAGUCUCGCGGACGCACAGUUUAUGAGUUAUGGGCGUUAGAAUAAUCCCAUGGUCAAAAAGUGGCGGUAUUUAACUCUGACUCCUCCCCUCUCCAUCUCCUUUCUUGCAGGUGUUUCUCGUGGCGUUUUCCCAACUCGCUGUGCACCGAUUCCUUCCGCUUCUUGAGGGCUCUGCUUAACAACGGGAGGGGAGAUGACAAACCUCUCACUGCGUUCUUCCACGAGACGGAGAACAGGCCGCCGCAAGGGGAGGGAGCGACGGAGGGGAAGUCAGCGCCCGGGAGGAAAAAAAGGACAAGCGCAGGGAGGUCGACUGGACCGGUGGGUGAGACAGAGGAACAACCUGAGAAAGCAGAAGAAGGAGGGAGCAACCAACAAAAACCAGAAGAAGAAGAAGAAGUAGAGAGGUCGAUGGAGGUUAACGAUGAAAAAACAGAACCUGAGGAAAAGGAAAACCCAGAAGAUUCCUCCAGAGGUCCAACCCAAGACCAUGAGCCUGAAGCUGCUUCCUCUCCUGAAGUGGAGAUUCCAGACGUGUCGGACAUGAUGCGGUUCUCCAUGGAGUCACCAGGUGGAGCCUGUGCGGCAUCUCUCAGCCUGAUGUCUCUGGGGCUGCUGAGCGUUCACCUGUCCAUACCUAAACGGAUGGUGGUGGUGGACAGCACCAUGGUGGACAACAAUAUCGUCAAGAGGUGGGUGACGAACCACAAACUGAUUUAUCGUCUUUUGUUUUUUAUGAGUGCCGGGUGUGAAGGAAACGGCUGCAAAAUGGAAUUUCUCUGUUUCUGACGAGCGGCUUUACUCGUCGUUUCAGUACGACCACGCAGACAGUUUUAACGAGUGUCACUGUGCUGCUGAUUUCCUGUGAAGUGUCACACGCCUCCUUCACAAGUUUUCAGAAAAAGUGAGUCAUGCAGCUGCUUUAGACAAACCUGAGAGCCAGCUGUGGUUUUCGCGAGUUCUUUGUCAGAAAAAAACAGUCGACAGAGACGAGAGAGGAGCUGUUUUUAUAACAACAAACUCUCAGGGUAAUCAGAAUCCAACAUGGCUGAAUGCAGGGUCACAGAGUCCACAGGUAGAUGGAAAGAUAUUAGUUUUUUUAAUGGAGUUAACUUCAGAUCAGAUUAUUACUUCAAGGAAAUGAUAAAGUAAUGAUCCUUGAAGUAAUAAUCUGAUUGUAUUUCCAUGAAGUAAUGAUCAUAAAUGUUCGUCCUUGAGCUGCGUCACCCCGCUGUAGUCUGUAAUGGACUGAGGUCUCGCUACAAACAAGCGGCUGCUGGAAGAGAGUAGGUGAGUUGUGUUUAGUCUCUUUGCUAAAGAAAUGAGUCAAAGUUAAAAAGAUGUUUGGUGUCUAGUACUAUGGCUGUGACCCUAUAUGUCCUGUUGAUGAAGUUAGGUGCUGUUCUGAGCAUUAUUUGUGGCUAUAGAGUGGCGUUUUGGUUGAGGUUUGUUUAUGGCUCCACAGACUGCUGUGUAUUGCUAUCCUGCGGUCGUUACUAAAGUUUGUAUAACUAGAGAAGCAAGAGGUCGACAACAUUCAUCUCUGGAGGGGAUGUCUAACUCGGCGUUACAGUGUGUUUGACCCUAAAUUAAUUUUACUCCGGAAUAUCCCUUUAAUUAGAGCCAAAAAUGCACCUUUUAUUGAGAAGUGGCGCUUACAGUAUCCGAUCAUAUUACCUGGGAGAGAAAAUAUUUAAUUAAUGAGUUUUUUAAGAGAAGAAAUAAGAAAGAAGUCGAAUAAUUUCAGUGAGCUGACUCGACAUAAUGCUCCUGGUCUAGCCUCUGUGUUUUCUACGACACUGUAAUAUUUUUAUUUAGUUUACGUUCCUCGAAGACAUCCUGCAGCGUCAAUGAGAUGAAAGUACAGAGCGUGUUUUAUUAAAACGCGAUUAAGAGGAUUAAAGCGUAACCUCCUACAGAAAUAUGAAGGAGCUCUACUGUCGUCUUUAUACUGAAUGAAAACAACACGAACGUGGAUCAUCUCCUCGCCUGGGGCGUGUCUAAAAUAAGUCAGUGUUGUGAAUGAUUGCUGGUGUCAAAUGUGACUUUUCAGUCUGGUGGCUCUGGAGGAGGAAGAUGAUGAUGAGGAAGACGGGGAGGACUGUGAGGGGAGGAAGAAACUGCAGGUGAAGGCGCAUCAAGCGUCUCAUACCAACUACCUGAUGCUUCGAGGAUACUGCAGUCCUGGCAUCGGUACGGCCUGAACUGCCUCUCCUUUUCCCAUGCUGCCUUUUGAGUUUGGAGUUGUUGACUCAUCUCUUGGUCUUUGUCUGUUUGGUUGUUUCUAGUGAAGAUGCGUAACCUCAAAACCAGCGACAAUAUCGUGUUGGAGUCGUGUAAGAUGAGGCUGCAGCUCCGUAACACGCCGGCCCACCGUGUCUUCAUCGAAGAGAGUGAGCACCCGCACAUAUAAGACCUUUAUAAACACAUUUUAAUAAGAAAAACUCAGAUCCUGUUUUCAUUGACAGUUUCAGACUCUACACCCCUGGACUUGGUCAAAUACGGUCCCUCGCUGGUGCCCUCCAACCUCACCUACUCCACCUCCUGCUCCUUUUCUCCUCCCAAUGUGAAGGUGUGUGAGAGUCGGUUGAUCGAGGCCAGCUGGUUCACUCCUCAGGACAUAGAGGCCUGUGCUGAGAUCAGAAAGAGUCUCGCUAAAGCGGGUGAGAACGGCAUGGACAUGCAGGAUCUGUUCCAGACCCACAGACACCUGGUGGAGCCGCAAUGUGGACGCACGAGGGGCCUGCAGCAAUACCUGAAGGUAAACGUGUGUUUUUCUACCUGAAGAGGCCAAAACCAAGUGUGGUUGUUUAAAGUGUUGUCAGGAUCUGGUUCUAGUUUUAAAGACAGGAGACAUACAUGCAGGUAAACGGCUCAGUCCAAAAUCUAAAUUCUGACCAAACAGCUUAAUCUGAAGUUUGCAGAUGAAAAUGGGAUCACAGAGUCUGCAGGGAAACUAACACCAGGUUGCUUGUGCUGGUCACACGUUACUCUAGAAAAAGUUAACAUCAGAAUGAGGCCAAACCGUGCCGUGAGCAGGAGAGCAUCAAAGUAUGAAAGCAGCAGUCAUUAAUCAGAGUCACAGCCACAGCUAGUUUUGAGCGGCUGCACUACAGAUGAGGGUGGAGAUGUUAACUCCUCUGGUGGACUGACCUCACACCCCGAUUCAAGACCAAACCACGGUCAAAUACGAACAUAUAUAUUUUUAUUUAUACUUUUAUUUAUCUAGUUUUCAUUCCACUACCACUCUACCUCCAGAAAGUGCAAUAUUACCCAACAUACUGCUUUUUUAACCUUAGUUUGUAUUGUUUUUAUUUGUUCUGUGUGUUAAAUUAAACACCAUCAUGCUGUGAUAUGGAAGCAAAGCAACGACGUUUGGUUGCAGAGAGAAAUCACUGCUGUGUUUGAUUCUGUGCAGUGACGAAUAAAGAAAGUCGAAGUCACAGCUUUCAUCAACACAGCCAUCGAAAAUCAACAUAAAUCCACAGCUGAUCAGGUGACCACUAUUUAUCAGCCUUCGUUAAAUCUUUUGUUCAUUUGAGCUGCAAUAAAGAAAAAAAAUAUUUAAAAUUAUCCGUUUAUUUUCUUUUUCCUCAAAGCUCUCAGGACUGAACUACUUUGGCCCUGGAGGUGGAAAAAAAAACUGUUAACUGAGAGUAAAAAUAUUAAUCCGUUCCUGAUCAGAUUAUAGGUCCUGUAAGGUACUUGUAGUUUGGGCUGGUUUUGGCGCCCCCCUGUGGACAGAGCAGUCUUAGCUUGUUUUGUCACUGUUGUGCUUAUUCAAUCUUUUUUUUUUUUUUCUUUUCUUUUCAUUAAGCAUCAACAAUAUUGUACAUAGAUAAACACUUUUUUUUAUUCUUCUCUCGCCCACCCUGGGUGGUAUUGCGUCUCUUCAAGCUCGGGUCCUCUACCAGAGGCCUGGGAUCUUGAGGGUCCUGCGCAGUAUCCUUGCUGUUCCUAGGACCCCCGCACGGGGGGUUUGCUCACCCGUGCGUGGUGAGCAACUUCCGAGUUUUAACAUCUGUGUAUAUGUAUAACAAACUGAAGCACAUACAUGAGUUCGCCAACACUGAAGCUGUGCACAUAACAGGAAGAGAGGGUUCACAUGGAUUUAAUCACAAUCACAAACACAGGAUGGUGCUAAGUGGUUAUUAAGUGGGUACAGUUUGAAGUUUCCCAAAAUGCUUCAACACCAGAUCCCAGACAGAAAAGAAUUUGUCUCUAGACCCCCGGAGAGUAUUUUUUAUCUUCUCUAAUCGUAUGAAUUGUGUCUGGUAACUAAAGCACACAGAUACUUUGGGUGUUUUUUUUAUUUCCAAUGUAAUAAAAUUCUUCUACGUGAAAGAAGCGUCGUAAAAGCAAUCAUGUUCUUCUAACUUUUCCUUAAUGUUGUAUAACUCCUUCAGUGUUUUCUAACUCCUGAGAGGAGCUUUAACAGUUAAAUCCAAACCUUACAACCUUUAAUGAGAAUAUUUUCAUUUGGGUUUUCUGACAGUCUUUUUGUUUUCCGGGACAGAAGGCGUGUUUUAGAGGCUGCUGAUUCAGCUGGUUUUAACCAGGGUGGAAGCUUUUUUAAUGUAAAGGACAGUAGUUUAAAAAAAAGUUUGACACUAAAACUACAAGCAAACAAAACACAAUCAGUCAGGUUUGAUUACAGGGAGACGUGGGAGCUUAUAAAGACAGAGGACCGGUCCAACGUAGACACGGGAAACACAAGAGACGACGACAAGCUAAACAUUUAUCAAACUUGGCGACGCACCAGGACAAACAACCAAUCAAAACAAGAUGUGGAGAAGCUGAUCCAAAGUCCAAACUUCUCCUUUUUCCCUGAUGGUCCCGCCCACUUCCUGUAAAGCUGUCUUAGACCAGAAAUCCAUCUUUUGUGGGAGGUGCUGGCGUUACUUUGUGGACUUUUAUUGCAGCUCUCCUCUCCCACAGGCCCUGAAUGCAGCAUCCUUCACUCACACUGAUUUUUGCAGACAGAUGUCGAUGACUUUCUUCUUACUAUCAUCUCUGUUUUUCUCCAGGAGUUACAAGAAGACGGCCAGGUCUUAAGAGUCGGCAGUUUGGGUGUCCGGUGGGUUCUCGCGCAGCAUGCCGAGCCGUGGCUGCUCACCCUGAACUCCAAACAGUGGUCCCAGUCACUCAACUCUUCAGACAAACUGACCUUCCUGCAGAGACAGCACAAGUUCCCCUUCAUGCGCAAGAGAGGCCGACGAGGAAUUAGACGAGAGAAAGAAGAACCGCCUACGAAAAAAACGGCUGUGGACCAACAGGAGAGCGAGGGAAGGGAGGAUGUAGAGGCAGCAUCCACUGACGUACCGAGAGUUACAGAGACCGAGGGAGAACCGGGUGAAGGGCAGAAGGAAAGUCCAGAAGAGGGGACUGCAGGGAAAGUGCCAAACCCAGAAGAUGAGAGAGGAGAGCUGGUGGAAGCUGAGGAGGAGAGGGAGAAGGAGGCUGAAGAGGAGAGGGAGAAGGAGGUGAAAAGUGAGGAAGAACAAGGGAAGAGGAGAGAGCUUAGAUCCAGGAGAGGCAGUUUAUCGAACGAGAAGGGAUGUUCUCAACCUGCAGGAGCAGCUCAUGAUCACGACGAGUAAGUAAACUGUCGGAUAAACUUUUAAAAGUUCAUGUCCCUUCAUUAAAAUCCUCUCGUCCUCACAGAGACGAAAACGUCAGCUUCAUCAGCCGCCCGUGGCGAAUGGUUGACGGGAGCCUGAACCGGCAGGUGUGUAAAGGUAUGCUGGAGGGUCUUCUUUACCACAUCAUGUACCACCCUGGACUCACGCAGAGGUCCAUACUGGAACAUUACAAAGCGAUGCUGCAGCCGACAGCGGUGCUGGAUCUGCUGGAGGUAAAACUGAAAAGUGGUUUAAUAUUUUUCUGCAGGAAACAGAAGCUGAUCUAAAACCCUCCUCCUCCUCUUUCUCCUCCUCUUCUUCUUCUUCUACAGGGGCUCAUAUCUUUGGGCUGCGUGACGAGGAAGACUCUGGUCAAAGCUCCCAAACCCUCGCUCUUCACCCGGUCGGCGCCGCAGACGAGCGAGAUAACAGCGAGGGUUGGAGAUCCGGAGUGUGUUUUCUAUGAGCCCACCAUCAGCUGCGCUCUGAGACUCCCUCAGGUGUUACCCAACGAGCGACACUGGAACACCUGCCCCCCCUGAAUGUCCUCUCCUCUCUCUCUCAGUCACGGCAGCCAUUUUCCUCUGAUGUCAUCCUCUGUUGUAAAGAGUGAACAUCAGAAAAUAGACUUUUUGGGUUGUAUAAAUGUUUACAAAGAGUACCAUCAGGUUCUGGUUCUACAGAACUUUAAUUUUUGAAGUUUUUUGUUUCUGUUUUAGUGUUUGUAAAAAUUUGAUGAGGGCGUUUUUUUCACUUCACUUCAGGAUUUAUUAACAUCAUUUUUUUUCAUGUAACAGUGUACAAGCUCUCAUGUUCAGGUCUCCAGAUCCCAAACAAGUGCAGUACAAGGAUGCUCCAAAGGUCAGUCAAGCGAAUAGUAAGUUUUCCGUUAUGAUCUCGAUUAAAAAAGGUUAAAAUCAAACGUUUUUAUUGACGUGUGCAAAAAGAUGCAGGAGGAAGUGUAAGUCGAGUAAACUCUAUCCCUUUAUUUACUAGAUAAUCACCAAUAACAGUGAAACGCUGAGGAAAACCGUAUUACAUGUGUAAAGUGAGGCGUCUAACAUGAUAAAACCGGGUCUGAAGUUCCCAAACGUUGACCUCUUCAAUCUGUCAGACCUGAUCCAGGAAACAUCACCAAACCUGAAGAAGUAAGACUUCAAAUAUUUGUGCUCACGGGUCCUUAGACAAAGCUGCUUCACAGAUUCCUCCAAGAUUUUUAUCUCCCAAUCUAAUUUCUACUCGACAAACAAUCCACAUUGUGUGGUCGGAGGAGAUGGUGGACUCCACCAAGAUACUAUCUCCGCUUACCUUCCUGUGUUCUACCCAAAGAAUCGACAGGGUUUCUUCCUUCUGCCAAACUGGGUCUAGUUUCACUUUUUUACAACGUCAUGACUCUUAAGGUCUUGUAGGAUUUCCACCAACCGUUAUAGACUCACAACAUUAUUCUUAUGUCAGAGGUUUUUCUUUGAUUUUCCUAUCUGGACUAAAAAAAAAAAAACACUUCAUGAUAUCCACAAAGAACCAACGUGAAGACGGGACAAGACUGAGACCCACUCUGACCCCAGCUUAAUCUACAUGAGUGAAACACUUCCUUUUACAGAAACCUCAAGCAGAACCAGAACUUGCAGAACUUGAGGAACUUUUUAUUCAGAAUGAGAGAAAUAACUGCAGUUAAUGAUAUUUUUCCCGAACAGUAAAGAUUUGAGCGCCCCUCAAAUGAGUUAUUGAAACUCCACGUCUUCAGACAGAAACCACGAUAACUCCGGCUUUGAGAGAAGUAACAGAGUCAGAUUAGAAGUUUUGAAGUCAAACAGAGACAGUCGCUGAAGAUUGAUAUGACCUUCAUAUGUCUCAUUCUGACGACCUGAGCUACUGCUGAACGUGGUUUUACUUUUAUAAAUAAAGUCAUUCAGGACAAUAUGGAAAUGGAAUCCUGACAAAUCAUGUUUGUGUGGUUACAAAUGAUCUUGAUUAAUAAAAUCUGCAGGUUUUUAAGUUAUGUGUAUUUGUUAACGCUCUACACACAAUUAGGUAUUUUGUAUGGAAGCGUAUCUUUUCUGUUUUUCUGACAUAUUUUUAUUGUUUUUUUUUUUUGUCUUUCAGUUUUUUUGUAUUUUUUUGUCUCUCUGUUUUUUCAUUUUUUUUUUCGUCUUUCUGUUUUAUCGUAUUUUUUUUUUCUUUCUGUUUUUCAUACUGUUUUUCUUUCCCUCUGUUUUUUGUGCUAACAAUUUUUCCCCUCUUUCUGUUUUUUGGACACAUUUUUAUUUUGAUGUUUUUACUUUUUUUUCAUCUUUCUGUUUUUCAUUUCUUUUUCGUCUUUCUGUUUUUUCGCAUUUUUUCAUAGUUUCUUUUCUUCUGUUUUUGUGCUAACAAUUUUUCCUCUCUUUCUGUUUUUUGGACACAUUUUUUUACUUUUAUUUUUUUUUCUGUCUUCCAAUAAAUCAAGCAGAAGGGGAUGAAAGCAUCUAAUGAGAGCGUUAAAUGAUCAUGAUCCCAAAGAACAGGGGAAAAAAAGUCUAAAAACAAAACAAAAAAACAAAAAAUAUUUUUAAAAAUUACUCUGAAAAACAGCUUUUUUUUUUGGUAAUUGUAAUACACUUUUUUUGCGUGGUAUUAGCAUGAUAAAAUCUUCUCAAACACCUGCACAUAACGGCCGAUAGGACAGGAGUUGAUGGAUCUAUAUUAAUCUCAACUGUCAUAAACAGGAAACAUGCAAAGGAGGUGACAAUCAGCACACACACACACACACACACACACACACCACUCUUUCUGUUCUCGACAAGUGUAUUAGGAACAUAAACUUAGUUCAGUGAAUCACACAGAGUAUCUAACUACACUGUUAACAUACAGACAGGCAUGAUCUGCAAACACAAUAACCGUGACAAGUGUGCGUACUAUAACGGGGAUUUCUACACAAAGAAACAUGAAACUGAAAGUUCAGUCUAAGGUCCACAGAGGGUUUUCUUUUUUUGUUUGGCUCAUUUGUGUAAAACAGAAACCCCAUUCAGAAAAACCUGCAGCAGAGAUCAAAACUAUGCAAAUUAAAAGAUAAAAUACAUAACCUAUUCAAAUAACUAACAUCUGAUGCAUGAAACAGACACAGAACCUUGUGAUGUGGUUUCUCUCCGACUUUCUGCAGCACCGUCUUUCACUCGGGGUGCAUUUCUUUCCAUUUAUACUUUAAUGUGUUCGUGAAUUUGCAUUAUUUCUAAAUUGCACUCAUGUUCUGAUGAAACUCUUGCAUGCUUGUCUGCAGCAUGUUCGCCCUUGCUUCGACACAUAAUCACUCAUAUCAAGCAUGUGUGAUAGAAGCGCUCUUAACAAGACUCUCACCGACUUCCUGAGGAUGUUAAUCGGUCAGGUGACCUCCUGUGAUCUCUGAACACGUGAGAACCGAAAUUCACUCGUUUAGAUUUUAGUAUUCAAGGGGUUUUCUCAGUGAUACCAAAACCAUGAGAACAGGAUUCUUUCUCUUCAAGGUUUGAACCAAAAACAGAACUCUAAAAGUCCUUUUUGAUUUAUAACAAACAGUAACAGGCUUUAUUAGUUUUUAAGCAAACAUUUGAUAGUAGAAGUUUAAAAUGUAAAUGUAAAUGGUCUUUUUAUUUAAACAGCCUUUUACAACAACCCUUGCUGUGAACCAAAGUGCUUUACAAUACAUAGAAAAUAAAAAUGAAUAAUUAAAACAAUACAAAAAGAUUAAAUACAAUGCAGUAAAAUAAAGUGUCACCACACUACUGGGUAUUAAAAACCAGCAUAAGUAAGUAUGUUUCCAGGUUAGAAAUAAGUCUUAUUUUGGUGGGGAUCUUAUUCCAGAGCCCGGGACCAGUGACUGAAAAGACUCGGUCACCCCAGUGUUUGUCUUUUGACCUGAGCACCUCCAUCAGAAGUUGAUUUGAUGACCUCAGAGCUCUACCUGGCUCCUGAACGGUUAAAAGUUCAGUUAAAUAGAUGGGGGCGAGGCCGUUAAGAGCUUUAAAAACAAACAUUAAAAGUUUAAAAUCAACCCUAAAAGAGACGGGAAGCCGAUGAAGGGAGGACAGGAGUGAUGUUCUCACGUCUGUUAGUGUUGGUUAAAAGACGGGCAGCAGCAGCAUUAUGGACAAGUUGAAGGCGAUUAAGAGAUGAUUGGGAGAUGCCAACAUAAAGUGAAUUACAAUCGUCUAAUCUUGAACUGAUUAGAGCGUGGAUGGCUAUCUCGAGGUCGUGACAGCUUAAUAACAUUUUGACCUUGGCCAGGAGACGUAGUUGGAAGAAACUAGUUCUGACAACAUUGUUAAUUUAAAUCAUAAUAACUGCAAAACUGUGUAAAAAGUGCAGAUUAUGGACAGCAGAGGGAGACAAAGGACCUGCAGCACUGAUCAUCCUCACACGCAGACAGUGAUGCCCUGAAAAUAUAUAUUUUUUUCCGUACAGGUCAUUGGUAUUUCUAUACUGAAAACAAACUGGGAUGUCUGUCUCAGGCUGCCCUUGACUCGGUUUGGAGCUUUACAUGUCGGCUGAUCUAUGACAUAGAAACUAGUAACAAAGCUCAUACUGUCUCACUGGAAUCCUUAGAAGAACAUCGCAGACAGUUUUCGAAUAAACACCAGAAAAACCUUCGGAGGUCGCAGAAAUACAGAAAGUUUAUCACCAAAAAAACAAAACAAACACGGUCUCACGAAGGGAGUGGAUUUUACAGAACUGGUGUCAUAAACACAACAAUACUCUACUCAAUUUUAUUUAUAGAACACUUUAAAAACAACCAAAGCUGACACAAAGUUGUUUUAAAAUAUGAUAAAAGGAAAUAAAACAAAUGCCGUCUCAUGCUGGGUCAAAAGCCAAGGAGUAAAAGUGGGUUUUUGGACAAUAAUACGACAUUUACGACAAGAUUAGACCAAUCAGCUAUUUACCCCAAAUAUAAGUACUUCUUUCAGAUGUACCUCAAGAAUAAAAAACACUUCUUAUAUUCAGUUCAUUUCAAAAGCUGAAUAAUCAGUUAUCAAUCUUAGUCUUUGGUUUUUGUUUCGGCACGUGGUCACAGCUGAAUCACAGCCUCAAUGAUGUACAGUAU